AUGUUGAGCUUUGCCAGCCGCAUCACGAUGACGAAAGCGGUACUAUCCUCCUUCCCAGUUCAUACAAUGAGCUCGAUAGUACUCCCACAGUCGACAUUGGCCAGAUUAGACAAGAUAUCGAGAUCAUUUGUGUGGGGAGAUACUACGAAACAGAAGAGACAACACUUGAUCUCAUGGGAGAGAGUGUGCUUACCCAAAAGAGAAGGAGGCUUGGGAAUCAGAAAAGCACAAGACAUGAAUAAGGCUCUAAUCGCCAAACUGAGCUGGAGAGUUUUGCAGGACACCAACUCUCUGUGGUCACGAGUGUUGAGGCAUAAGUACAAGGUGACGAAUAUAAAAGAUGGGCUGUGGUCUAAACGGAGUGGUAACUGGUCGUCAAUAUGGCGGAGUGUGAGGAAAGGAAUGAGUGAAGUGGUGAUUCCAGGAAUUCACUGGGUGAUAGAAAUGGACGAGAGGUUCGCUUUUGGCAUGAUAAAGUGGCUCCUCGACACACCACUUUAUGACUUACGCACAACAGAGAUACCUGAAAAUCUGUUGGAGAUGCCAGUACGGGAACUAUGGCAGAACGGAGCAGGAUGGAUAAUGCAUCAGAUUACUCCUUACCUCACCGAAAACAUACGGAUGCAAAUUUUGAUUCGAUUUUCAGUUGUUCGACCACACUAG
Messenger RNA from Microthlaspi erraticum, 663 nucleotides. NCBI's taxonomy places the organism in Eukaryota, Viridiplantae, Streptophyta, Magnoliopsida, Brassicales, Brassicaceae. The record is from the annotation of a GenBank genome assembly.